Molecule: messenger RNA, 1677 nt
Organism: Angiostrongylus costaricensis
Lineage: Eukaryota; Metazoa; Nematoda; Chromadorea; Rhabditida; Metastrongylidae
Source: the annotation of a GenBank genome assembly
GCAAGUGUAUGUUUAAUCCGACCCCUAGGGAGUCGGGAGAAGCUUGAAGGUAGUCGUGUAUGUACAUCUGUUGUUCCUGGGGAACCGCAGGUUACUAUUGGUACCGAUCGUUCGUUCACAUUCGACCAUGUAUUCGAUCAAGGUACUCAACAAGUUGAGCUUUAUAAUUUUGCUGUACAAAAACUGGUUGAUGGUCUCUUCGAUGGGUUUAAUGCGACAGUCCUUGCCUACGGACAAACAGGGUCCGGUAAAACUUACACUAUGGGUACCGCGUUCGAUUCCACCACGCUAAACGAGUAUGAGGUUGGAAUCAUACCACGAGCUCUGGAACAUGUGUUUGGUCGAGUUGAUGAAUUAAAACGAGAAGCGCUAGAAAAUGGCACUGUUGGGCCGACAUUUGAUAUAUCUGUGCAGUUUAUAGAGCUUUACAAUGAGGAAAUCAUAGAUUUGCUGUCAGUCGUUCGAACCUCACAGAAUGUCCGAAUCCAUGAAGAUUCUCGUGGCGAAAUCUCUCUGCAUGGGGUCACUAGCAAGCAUGUUCAGGAUCUUCAUAUGACUGUUGAAAUUUUGAAAAACGGCGCUCUUAAUCGGACGGUAGCCGCGACAAACAUGAACGAACAAUCUUCCCGUUCACAUGCGAUUUUCUCACUCCACAUCAAACAACAAAGAGUUGUGCCCUCAUCAGGCGAUGGGGCGUCUCCAAAUCAGGUGAGUCUAGAAAUUGAAAUGGAGGUUCUGUCAGCUAAGUUCCACUUUGUGGAUCUAGCAGGGUCGGAGAGAUUGAAACGAACUGGAGCCACGGGCGACCGAGCUAGAGAGGGAAUUAGUAUUAACUGUGGACUUCUUGCACUUGGCAAUGUGAUCAGCGCACUGGGAGGCGCGAAUGGAAAGGUCAGUCAUAUUCCAUAUCGCGAUUCGAAACUGACUAGACUUCUGCAAGACUCACUUGGUGGAAACAGUCGAACUCUGAUGGUUGCUUGUAUCUCACCUAGUGAUAGCGACUUUGUGGAAACGUUGAACACUUUAAAAUAUGCGAAUCGUGCAAAGAAUAUUAAAAACAAGGUUAUAGCUAAUCAAGACAAAUCUUCGAAGCUUAUUGGUGACCUACGUGGCCGUAUCGCUACUCUCGAGGCAGAACUGUUGGAGUUCAAGCAAGGUCGGCGAACAGUUGACAGUGAUGGCUUUGAGUCCGUGAAUGAUCAGUAUCAUGAAAACGUUAUGCUUACGGCGGAAGUGAAUCAGCUGAGAUUCCGCGUAAAAGCACUGCAGGAGACAAAUGAAAUUCUGCGUAGUCGUAAUGUUGAUCUGUUGGCGAAAGGCAUUGGUCGAAGUGGCCUCUCAACAGACACGAAUCAUGAAAAUGAGGCGCUAUCUGAAAUACGAAGCUAUUUGGAGGAAAUAGAAAGACUGCGCUCGCAAUUUUUUGAGGCACAAGCUACAGCAAAUCACUAUAGGAAGGAACAAACUGUUUUACUGCAGGCCCUUGGUCGCAACGGUGAUUUAAUAGGAAACGGUGAGAGUUCGUUCACUUCUUUCGGGCACCAACAACUUAUCGAAGAUGCUCGCGCUGACAUUGAACGACUUCGAAGAACCAUUUCCCAGGCUUCAAACGAAGUGUCCUUAUAUUAUAUACGGGUAUCUAUGACUUUAUUUUUGGCAGAUAAAUUGACGUUUUAA